Porites lobata is the source of this 2330-nucleotide messenger RNA. NCBI's taxonomy places the organism in Eukaryota, Metazoa, Cnidaria, Anthozoa, Scleractinia, Poritidae. The record is from the annotation of a GenBank genome assembly.
AUGGCCUCAACCAAUUACGACAACAAUGUCCGUCAGCUAAUAAAUAUUGCUGAUAUUUAUGGCCUCCACCAACUCAUUUCUGAUCCUACUCGGAUAACAGAUAAAUCAUCCACUCUGAUUGAUUUAAUUUAUACAAAUUGUCCUGAGAAGGUAGUCUGCUCUGGAGUCGCCCAUAUCAGUAUUAGUGAUCACAGUCUUGUUUGUGCCAAAUUUCGUAACGAUAUUUGCAAUGAGAACUGGGAAUUUUUGGCUCCAGCUCUUGAUCCCAACCAAAUGUGGACAGAGUGGAAAACCAAAUUUUUACAGAUUGUUGACAAACAUGCUCCAAUUCGAAUUAAGCGCGUUAGAUCUAAAAAUUCUCCGUGAAUUACUGCUGAUUUGAAAGAAUGCAUGCAUAAUCGUGACACAUUAAAGAUCAAAGCAAUCAAGUCGAAUGAUCCGCACGAAUGGGCCAAUUUCAAAAGAAUGCGUAACAAAGUUAAUACUGAAAUUAAAGCUGCUAAAGAGUUAUUUUACAACAAUAAGUUUACUGAAACUAAUGGCGACCCGCGUAAAACGUGGCAAAUCAUCCACGAUCUUACAUCUCACAAAGCCGCUAAUUUAUCGAUUAGAGAAAUAAAUCUAAAUGGUACUUCUAUAUCUGAACCAUCCGACCCGUCGAAUGCUUUCAAUGAUCAUUUCUCAUCAAUAGGACCUAAACUUGCUAAUGACAUCUCAUUAUUUAAUAACAAUGACCACUGCCAUCGGAAAUAUGUCAAAGGCAUUAACAAUAGAUUCGAGUUCCGCCCUACUGAUAGUGGACAGGUUUUAAAGCUACUGAAUAAACUAAAUAAGUCUAAAGGGGCUGGUCUUGAUAAGCUAUCAAGUCGGCUUAUUGGUGAAUGUGCUGACCUUAUUUCACCAUAUAUCUCGAUUAUUUUUAAUUGCUGUUUAACUACCGGCACAUUCCCUGAUGACUGGAAAUUAGCCAAAGUUACGCCUAUAUUCAAGCAGGGCGAUAGAAGUGAUAUGAACAAUUAUCGCCCAAUUUCUGUGAUCUCAGCAAUAGCAAAAGUCUUCGAGAGAAUAGUUUAUAAUCAGCUUUCUUCCUAUUUAUCCGAAAAUUAUAUUUUGUCAAAAUGUCAGUCUGGUUUUCGAUCCUUUCACUCAAUUGUAACCGCUUUGCUCGACGCCACUGGUAAUUGGGCCUUUAACAUAGAUCGUGGCUAUGUUAACGCUGUUGUCUUUUUAGAUCUAAAAAGGCAUCUGACACAGUCGAUCACUCUAUUCUAUUAUCCAAACUAUGUUUAUAUGGAGUCAAAGGAAUUGCCUAUAAAUUGCUUUCUUCUUACUUAGAAAAUCGUACGCAAAAAUGUUCUGUCAAUGGCGUCCUUUCUAAAAGCUGCACUUUAACUUCUGGGAUUCCCCAGGGGACAAUACUGGGGCCUUUGCUGUUUCUCUUAUACAUUAAUGUCUUACCUAAUUGUUUAUCUAACUCGCAACCAAGAAUGUACGCGGAUGAUACUCACCUAACAUAUGCUGACAAUGACAUCUGCUCCCUUGAGGCUUCUUUAAAUCAGGACUUGUUAAAUAUAAACAAUUGGCUCAUUGCCAAUAAAUUGACUCUCAAAAUGACUAAAACUGAAUUUAUGUUAAUCGGAUCAAGACAAAAAUUGAAUAGUCUAUCCGUUCUCCCAAACUUAGAAAUUAAUGGCACACAAUUAAACAGAGUCGAUUUUACCAAGUCUCUUGGUGUAUUAAUUGAUGAAAAUCUAACAUGGAGUAAUCAUAUCAACGCUAUAUCUAAAAAAAUCUCUUCUGGUAUUGGAUCUAUUAAACGAAUAAGUCGCUGUGUUCCUCCUGCAACUCUACAUAAUAUCUAUCAUGGGUUAGUUCAAUCACACUUCGACUAUUGUAGUGUUGUUUGGGGUAACUGUGCCAAAACAUUAUCUGACAAAUUACAGAGACUUCAAAAUCGUGCUGUCCGCGUCCUUACCCAUUCUAGUUAUGAUGCUGACGCCAACCAACCGCUUAAAGAAUUAGGCUGGGACAAUUUAGAAACUCGACGUCAAAAACUAAAGGCUGAGAUGGUCUACAAGUCCUUAAACGGCCUCGCACCGAAUUAUUUGUCCUCGAAAUUCAUUCAACGGAGUGAUGUGAUUACUUCUUACAAUUUGCGCGAUUAUGAUAAUAAGCUUGCAACGCCGUUGCCACGUACUAACCAUUACAAAAAUAGCUUUGCCUAUAGUGGUGCAGUCCUCUGGAACAGUCUACCCUCAGCUGCUAGGCAAGCAACAUCUCUGACUAAUUUCCGACGAUUCUUAAUUAAUUCCGACACGGCAUUCAUGUAA